GAUUAUUUCAGUUGAAAAAAAAAAACACUUUUUAGCCUUUUACCUAUCUCAGUACCUCUACUUCCCAGUCUCCAUUGUGCUCCCGCCGCCCGACGGCGCCGUUGAACUGUUCUUCGCCGGUAAAAUGGAGGCAGUGGUAGUGGAUGCCGGCUCUAAGCUCCUCAAAGCCGGCUUUGCAAUUCCUGAUCAGGCUCCUUCCAUGAUAAUUCCGACACAAAUGAAACGGAUGCCUAUAGAUGCUUCAUUAGAUGAUCCUUCCUUGGUUGAAGAUAUAACGGUGGAUCCAAUUGUCCGAGGUUUCGUUAAAGAUUGGGAUGCCAUGGAAGAUUUAUUGCACCAUGUUCUUUAUACUGGCCUUGGGUGGGAAAUGGGCAAUGAAGGCCAAAUUUUAUUCACAGAUCCACUUUGCACUCCCAAGGCUGUUAGGGAACAGUUGGUGCAAUUGAUGUUUGAAACAUUUAACAUCUCUGGCUUUUAUGCUUCUGAGCAAGCAGUGUUGUCGCUUUAUGCAGUAGGGCGCAUCUCAGGCUGCACGGUUGAUAUUGGUCAUGGGAAGAUUGAUAUCGCACCAGUUAUUGAAGGUGCCGUUCAGCACCUAGCUUCAAGAAGAUUUGAAUUAGGGGGCUUGGAUUUAACAAAGCUGCUAGUACAGGAACUUGCCAAAUCUAAUCCACAGGUGAAGCUCAGUUUGUCUGAUGCUGAGAAAAUAAAGGAGCAAUAUGCGUGUUGUGCUGAGGAUGAUGUUAAUUAUGAGAAGAUCCAGGUGUCAUGCCCUGUGGAGCAGCAUACUUUGCCUGAUGGACAGGUGAUUAUGAUCGGAAAAGAAAGAUACACCAUUGGAGAGGCUUUAUUUCAGCCAUCAGUUAUGGGUUUAGAGGCUCAUGGUAUGGUAGAGCAGCUUGUUCGUAGUAUAUCAACUGUUUCCUCUGAAAACCACCGACAACUUCUAGAAAAUACUGUGCUUUGUGGUGGCACUGCUUCUAUGACUGGCUUUGAGGAUAGGUUUCAGAAAGAAGCAAGUCUCUGCUCAUCAGCUAUUCGCCCUUCUCUAGUGAAGCCACCAGAAUAUAUGCCAGAGAACUUGAUCACAUAUUCAGCAUGGGUAGGGGGAGCCAUACUCGCCAAAGUUGUUUUCCCACAGAAUCAACAUAUAACCAAGGCAGAUUAUGACGAGAAUGGGCCUGCAGUUGUUCAUCGCAAAUGCUUUUGAGGAAUGAGUUUCUAAAUUUUCAGUUGGUUGUAAAUUCCACUUCCAUUCCACCUGAUGUUUAUUUUUGCAAAGUGGUUUCUUGGACAGUAACCACAGUUCACCGGGUACGUGUUGUAUUCUACCUGCUGUUUACUGUACAUGCGGUAAUGGUGAAGCUUAGAAGAUUCUGACUUCUAACUACCUGCUCUUUAUGUUAACCCUGACAACUCCCAAUGGUAAGAUUUAAGAUUUGUGGCUUUGUCCCACUGGCGGAUCAAUUAUCUGUUAGCUUAGAUGUUAAACAGAGAUGAUAGCUUAGACAGAGAUGAUAGGAGGAGACUAAGGGGUUGGGUGUUGGGUCUUUGCUGCUAGAUUGGGAUGAGUAUGCUGGUCCUAUGCUUCUGCCCACUUUUUUAAGUUUGAUGAUGAGUAUUAUGGUCAAAAAGUAUUUUGGAGUUGAAUACCAUCUAAUUUUUCUUUUCUGACCCACAA
This is a messenger RNA of Coffea eugenioides, 1681 nucleotides long. Its product is annotated as actin-related protein 7. Gene Ontology annotation, cellular component: nucleus. Gene Ontology annotation, biological process: anatomical structure morphogenesis. The record is from RefSeq and is a predicted model, not a curated record. The transcript is spliced from 7 exons. The coding region runs from base 125 to 1210 and encodes 361 amino acids. Lineage: Eukaryota; Viridiplantae; Streptophyta; Magnoliopsida; Gentianales; Rubiaceae.